Colletotrichum truncatum is the source of this 4188-nucleotide messenger RNA. Its product is annotated as hsp90-like protein. Gene Ontology annotation, biological process: phosphorelay signal transduction system; protein autophosphorylation. Gene Ontology annotation, molecular function: histidine phosphotransfer kinase activity; protein binding; phosphorelay sensor kinase activity. Gene Ontology annotation, cellular component: plasma membrane. Lineage: Eukaryota; Fungi; Ascomycota; Sordariomycetes; Glomerellales; Glomerellaceae. The record is from RefSeq and is a predicted model, not a curated record.
AUGCCACCCCCCGAGCUUCUCAUUGCCGACAACCAUGUUCGAGGCAACAGCCCUAUAAUCAUUCCUCCUAAAAUGUCGGCACCGUCUGAAGAGACCCCCCGGCAACUUUCACGUCCCUCAUCUGAAGACAGCGGCUUCAACUUUGAUAUUAAGUCGCAACACGAAGUUGGUUCAUUACGCAGCGAUGGCCCUCCAAGCUCUUCCAGCAGCAGUAGCCGCUUUUUUCGCGAAAACCUCAACCUUUCGGCUGGCGACGGCAAGAGGUCCAACUCGACGAGUCCCUUUCGUCUCUCAAUGCCAUACAUCACCCCGGGCCAGCUCGCUUUCUCUGCCAUGCAAUACUUACCUAUACCGAUGUUAGUCUUAAAUAACUUGAAGACCGUAGUGCUUGCAAACGAAGCCAUGGGCAGAAUGCUCGGUAUGAGCACCGAUGCCGCCUGCGACGAUAGCAACGUCUUUGUUGCCGAUCGGUUGAGGGGGCAGUCCCUCUCUCAAGUGGGAAUCGACAUGAUUCAAGAAGGACGCCCGGUUUGGAUCAGCUGGGAGGCUUUCCUCGAUUCUCUUGUACUCGAGAUGGGCGCAAGGCAAACUUCAAAAGAUGCUGCCGAUGUAUUCGGUCAAGGUGGAGAAGCCACCCCGACUCCCGAUUCUCUGGCCCCGCCAUUUCCGGAUCAGUCACCGACGAUUCCCGCUGUUAAGGAUGCCGUAGUGGAUGUCAUCAUCACAAGACGAGAGAUGGCAAAGCCUGGGUUUGACCCGAGAAACAAAACCUGGGCUUCGGAACACCAAGUCUAUGCCAAGAUGAUUGUAACAAUAUGGGAGAUCGAAGACCAUCAGGUCUACUUCACACUCACCUUCACGAGUUCUCAGUCACCACCUUCCGGCCUCGUUCCCAACCGCAAAUCUGUGGCGAGAACAAACAUCCUAGAGCAAGCAGAUCGCAAGACGAUAUCCAACUCGAACCCACCAUCGGUCAGCUCCAGCCACGACUCGAGUUCGCCAUCCUUUCGUGUCAGUCCGAGCGCGGUAUCGCUCUCCUCAAGUCCGUUUCCGCCCAUGGGCCCACCGUCAACGGCAGCUCAUGCCAGUACACCCUCAAUUUUACAGAAGAUGAUGUUGAUGAAGGAUGCACUCCUUGACAACACUACCAUGCCAAUCCUUGCGAUGUGGAAAGAUGGGAGCGUGACGUUUCCAAACAAGGCAGCCCGCGAUCUUCUGCGUCAGGAUAGUGAUCUAGAAAAAUCGAACGACGGCUUCGAUCUCCUCCCAAGCUGGACUUUGUAUGACUCGGAGUUCACCAGACAGUUGGAUGUUCAAGAAUAUCCCAUCUCAGUCCUCCUUCGAACCGAAACACCAUUCACAAAUAUGUUUGUUGGGAUGAUCGAUCAGAACGGGAAGAGACAUGUUUAUGAUGCCCUUGGUGAAGCCAUUAGGGACGACAGUACUGGCGAGUUCUUGGCUGGUGUUGUCACUUUCCGGGACGUCACGAAGAUGUCUGAAGAGAUUACCGAGAUCAAGGAACGGGACGAGGAGCGGUUCAAGCUAAUUUGCGAUACGAUGCCCCAAUUGGUCUGGACAACAAGACCGGACGGUUAUCAUGAUUUUUUCAACACCCGUUGGUAUACAUAUACGGGUCUUACGCCUGAGGAGUCCUUGGGCCUUGGGUGGAAACACCCCUUCCACCCGGACGAUAUGCCCGAAACUGCGAAGAGAUGGAAGCACUCCUUGGCAACGGGAGAUCCAUAUGUUACCGAGUAUCGAUGCCGCAGUAAGACUGGCGAAUGGAGGUGGAUGUUGGGGCGUGCUCUUCCGCUGCGGAAUAAAGAGACGGGGGAAGUCGAAAAGUGGUUUGGAACGUGUACGGACGUGAACGAGGGCAUCGAGGCCAAACUGACUGCCAGAAGGACACGGCAACAGCUCCUGAGCGUCCUUGCGCACUCCCAGGUCACGAUAUUCACAGUCGACACCAAUCGCAAACUUACUAUGCUUGAGGGUGCUUUGAUAUGGGAUAGCAAUGGGGAAGAAAGCACUUCGAACAACUCCAGCUGGUUUAUUGGCCAGGACAUGUACACUGUUUUCAACCGUCUCAAUACACAACUCAAAGCCGGCGAGCGCCCGAAAUUCCUUCGACCCAUCGAAGACAUCUUGGCAGGCGGGAAGACGGAGGAGGUGGCAGAACACGGCAUAGACGGCCGAUGGUACAGGACCAGAUUUCUCCCAAUUUUCGGUAAGAAGACCAAGGAAGGCAUCGCCAGCAACGAGGCUUGCAUCGAAGGUGUUAUUGGUGUCAUCAUGGACGUCACUGAGCUGAAAGAGAAGGCCGAGGACUUGGAGGAGGAAUCUCGAGAGAAGAAGCAGGCCAUCGCAAAUGAGGCAGCUGCCAAGGAGGCCAACAGGCUAAAGAGCCAAUUCCUCGCCAAUAUGUCUCACGAAAUCCGCACACCUAUCACCGGUGUAAUCGGAAUGGCCGAACUGCUCCGUGACAUGGCACUUGAUUCAGAGCAAAUGGAAUAUGUGGAAAACAUUCAAAGAUCUGCGAACGCUUUAUUGACUGUCAUAAAUGAUAUUCUUGACUUCUCCAAAGUCGAAUCAGGUCGUCUCGAUAUCGAGGAGGUUCAAUUCUCUCUGUCAGUCAUUGUGACGGACGUCAGGAAGAUGCUCAGCUUCGCCGCCGAACGGAAAAAUCUUGAUUUCAAAUCUGAUAUCUCAAGAGACAUCGAGAAUGAUUUGGUGGUUAUCGGAGAUCCAGGUCGUGUCCGCCAGAUCAUUACGAACCUGCUUACGAACAGUAUCAAGUUCACCAAUCAAGGCUAUGUAAAAUUCUCGGUUCAAAAAGAGAAAGAGACAGCAGACACUAUCGUCGUCAAGUUCAUCGUCGAGGAUAGUGGCAUCGGUAUCGAGGAGGAAGUACGGAAAAAGCUUUUUCAACCGUUCAGCCAAGGAGACGCAUCCACAGCACGGAAGUUCGGUGGAACAGGCCUUGGCUUGACCAUUUGUAAGAACUUGCUUGACCUCAUGCAUGGCGACAUGACACUGGAGUCAUCUCUCGGCAACGGAACCGUCGCAACGUUCUGGGUACCUUUCAACAAACCUCAAGGUCGACAAGGCGGCGGUCCGAUAGUGGAGAUUGAUUCCCUUCCAGACCGAUUGCAGUCUGAGAUGAGCGUCUCCUGCAACAGUUCAGAGUUUGAACAGCUGAUCAACACACCGCCUCCGUCUGGCGAAUCUUCGCAGUUUCUUAACGACAAGCACAAAUCACCGUCCCGAAAAUUGUCUGUUCGGACACCGCCGGCUUCAGAAGAGGAACUGUUACCGCACUCGGAACGUGUCAAGAUCCAUGUGUUAGUGGUGGAGGACAAUGCUAUUAACCAGCAGAUUGCCACCAAGACCAUUAUGAAGCUUGGCUUUACUGUAACGGCAGCUUGGAACGGCAAAGAGGCUCUUGAGUACAUGGCGGCAGCGCAAGAAGGCAAACACGCGAAGCCGGACAUCAUCCUCAUGGACGUACAAAUGCCUGUCAUUGACGGCUACAAGUGCACACACUUAUUGCGUCACCAUGUGCCCUAUAAGGCGUACGUGCGGGACAUACCCAUCGUAGCGAUGACGGCCUCGGCAAUUCAGGGGGAUAAAGAGAAGUGUACCAAGGCAGGUAUGGACGACUAUCUCGCCAAACCAGUCAAGAGCAAGACGCUAGAAAGGAUGCUGGUGAGGUGGAGCCUGGCCAAAAGGACUCAAGCAUCGACGCAGAAGGGUUCGGGCAGCUCUCUUUCCGACUGUUCAGACACCGCUGAACAAUGUAGCAACGCAGACAUCCCAGGUAUUAGGCACGAUCACACCGAGGCUACCGACCGCAUAAGCACUGUCAAACCUGACGCACAGGAAGACCAGGAUCAGGACAAGGAGGAAAAGGGAGAUCCAGUAACACCACGGCCUUUGACCAGGGCUAACUCGUACGAACCAUCGCCAUUUGAUUCGCCGCAUGUGGCGGAGUCCAUCAAGCCUAUUCGUCGUUCAGAAACAGACGAAUUUGCGCUACAGGCCCAAGCCGGGAAACUGAUGGAUGCGGCCGCUGGAGGAAAGAAACUCGACCGACGUGGGGCAUCAUUCCAGACAAAUGUCUCUGGCGACUCAUUAACGGAAGAAAAUGUCGAAAAACUGGAGAAGGAGGAACAGAAUCGGAGAUCUUGA